CAAUCCCUCUUUCACAUAGCCACCCUGCUCCUUCUCCACACCCCUACAGUCUCCUCCUGUCCUGCGUCCGCUUGCACUGUCCUCUCGUGUUUGAAAGACAAGAUGAGAGGUGGUGCGUGUGUGUGGUGUGUGGGCCUCCUGGUUUUAGGGUUGCGAUGGACACAAGGACAAACCAACUUCACAAGGCCAGUUUUCCGAUGUGGGGGUUUUUUAACAACAAAUUCAGGCUUUCUGGCAAGUGAAGACUUCCCUGAUCAUUACAAACCCAACACCAAAUGCACCUGGUACAUCACUGUUCCAGAGGGUCAGGUGGUCAUGAUCCAGUUCCGUAUCUUUGACCUGGAGGCUGACCCUACCUGUCGCUAUGACUACGUGGAUGUGUACAAUGGUCACUCGUACACUGUGCAGAAACUGGGCCGCUUCUGUGGAACGUUUCGGCCUGGGGCUCUGAUUUCUACCUCCAACCUCAUGAUGCUGGAGAUGGUGUCUGACUCGGGCAGGGGAGGCCGUGGUUUUCUGGCCUUCUUCAGCGGUGGAAAGCCACAUGUGGAUGAGCAUCAGUUUUGUGGUGGCAGGUUGUCAAAGCCUCAUGGUUCAGUGAAAACUCCAAACUGGCCAGAUUCUAAUUACCCAGCAGGGAUCAGCUGUUCCUGGCACAUCACUGUAGCGACCAACAUGGUGAUUGAGGUAAAGUUUGAGAAGCUGGACCUAGAGACAGAUAAAUACUGUCGCUUCGACUACGUGGCACUGUUUAAUGGUGGAGAAUCAGACAAUUCACGACGUAUAGGCAAAUUCUGUGGAGAUGUAGCACCAGAGCCAGUUGUGAGCAGAGGAAAUGAGCUGCUGGUGCAGUUUGUGUCUGACCUAAGUUUGACAGGGGCAGGUUUUAUGGCACACUAUAAGAGCAUUCCACGUGGUUCUCAAACCGCAACACCAACCCUGGACACUGUGCCUGGACCUAGAAUUGACUCUGACUCAAUUUCUAAACCUAGAACAACAUCUUCACCCACAGCAAGAACUAAACCCAGACCUACACCUAAACCUAAAGCAACCCUGAAACCUCCAUCUGGGCCACGGAAGCCUAAGCCUAAACCAACCAAACCUACACCUAAACUUAAGCCUACACCAAAACCUCCAGUGAAACCAACAAAAAAGCCUAAAGCUAAACCAACUCCAAAACCUAAAACUAAACCAACUCCAAAGCCUAAAACUAAACCAACCCUAAAGCCUAAAACAAAACCAACAUUAAAACCAAAAGUUAAACCAAGUAUUAAGCCUUUUGCUAAGUCCACAGCUAAACCAGGCACAAAGCCAGUAAAGCCCACACCUGCAUCUAAAGUCCAGCCCAAACCCAAGCCUGGUGUGAAAACCACUUCGAAACCAAAGACCAAUCCUGCCACUAACACAAGCACCAAGAUCACCUCUACAGGAAACAGGAAAUCAGUUGAGGAUCCGCAGUGUACACAGCCAUGUAAGAGGACCGGGACUCUUCUGACCAGCUUUUGUCCCAGCCAUUUUGUGUUCACCGGGAAGGUGACAGCAGUGAAGCCAAUCUCCGGUGGUAGAGUUGAGGUGAAUGUAUACAUCAUGAAGACCUAUAAAACAGGCAAACUUAACAUUACCAGACGAGGCCCAGCUAUGUCUGUCACGCUUACAGUUCCCUGCUCCAAAUGCCCUGUACUGAAAAAAGGAAUAAACUAUGUGCUGAUGGGCCAGGUGAAUGAAGAUGGACGUGGCAUUCUGAACCCUUCCAGUUUUGUCCUAUUCCAUAAGCAGGUGCACGAUAAAGCACUGGCCAUUUUAGCUAAGAAAACAUGCUAACAUCAUGCUAUCACAAUGUUGGAAACCAGUGUUGCUUUUUGAGGCAGAAAAUGACAAAACAGUCAUAUGGUCUGAAUACUAACCUAAAACAACACUUCUUUGUGACAGUUUUAACAGAAUGUCCGUGAAUUGUUUUGCCACUACUACAAAUAAAGUGUGUAUUUACCUUUAAAAUAUUAUUCACCUCAACAUGAAAUACAGAAACUUAAAUCUUUAAACCUUUACAAAGUACAUGAGAAAAACCUUAAUUAUGGACAUGAGAUAAAUAUAUGGUGAGCAAAAUGUGGUCUAGUAAUAUUUGUGCUAGACAGAUCACAUUGUAUUUUAUAUUUUUAAAUUAUACAAAGUUCUGUGAUUAAAGGAUUUUAACUAGGA
This is a messenger RNA of Silurus meridionalis, 2196 nucleotides long. It is a transcript of the gene pcolceb, whose product is annotated as procollagen C-endopeptidase enhancer b. Lineage: Eukaryota; Metazoa; Chordata; Actinopteri; Siluriformes; Siluridae. The record is from RefSeq and is a predicted model, not a curated record. The coding region runs from base 103 to 1821 and encodes 572 amino acids. Gene Ontology annotation, molecular function: protein binding. The transcript has 9 exons.